Mya arenaria is the source of this 3489-nucleotide messenger RNA. RefSeq lists its product as uncharacterized. The coding region runs from base 111 to 2015 and encodes 634 amino acids. The record is from RefSeq and is a predicted model, not a curated record. The transcript is spliced from 3 exons. Lineage: Eukaryota; Metazoa; Mollusca; Bivalvia; Myida; Myidae.
ACGCGGAUAUAAGAAGUGAAACCUAUUCAGUUGUCAUAAUUGUUUCCUUACUCUUAAAAGGGACAAAGUAUAUUGAAAGUCGCCAGUUUGUUAUCCGGUAGAUGUAAAUUAUGGAUGACAAGAGAGCAAGUACCGCAUCAGUUCAGAAGAAGAAUUCGCGACCCGUACAGAACCUCCCAGACUACAUCCGCUACGUUGCUGCUCGCUCAAAGGCCGGCUUCGAUAAAGUUCACGAAGAAUUCUUUCGGAUAUUUGAUGAAACAAGCACCAAAUCCACCAGAAAUUCGACCAGAAAUUCCAUCUCGCAACCCCAGAAACCAAACAAAACAGAGAGUAGAAUAGGACUUCGGUCAAAAUGGUCGACCCUAUUGUGGUCUUCGACUUCGGAAUCAUCUCUCUCACAAGACCAUUCAUUUAUGAGUUACAUUCCGGAAGGACAAGAGGAGGAGGAUGUGGAAUCCAGCGAUGAGAUCGAGCGGUCAUCGUCGGCUCCUAUUGUUGACAACUCGAGUACAAUGUUCUCCUUUGAUGGUGAAAAGUUUGCGACAUCCAAAGAUAUGUGGCACAGCACUGGGGAAUCGAUUAAUAAUGCUAAACCAAAAUCAAAGCCACCAAUUAAAGCGAGAACUAGCAUUCAAGUAAGUCCAGUGUCACAACGCAAGACAAGUAACGAAAGAUUGCAUACUAGCUGUGCCGUUGAAAACAACAAAGCGCAUAACAAAACAGUGUCUAACGAUUUAAUUUCCAAUCAAGAAGGUUACGUAGACAUGGGAAACAAAUCAGGAGCUGAUAUUCUACAAUCCGAAAGUAAUACUGUCAACAACAACAACGAUGAUUACUUGAAAUAUCUGCCUGGAGGUUCCGAAUAUACGAACAUGUGUCAACAUGUUGUAAACGGUGACGCAAACCACACAGUUGCUGCAGCAGCACCACCAAAGCCUUGUGCUCGUGCGGAUACAAGUCAUUACACACCUUUAAUUAAAAAGUCGACGGAUACAAGCACAUUCCAAGAUGAGGAAGACACAUACCAAGUCCCCCGAAGUGUUUUGACUGAUACACAUAUUUCUAGGUUGGUAGAUGAUAGCGAAGAGGAAGAUGAAAUUUAUAAAGUACCACGAAGCGUCUUGAAUGACUGUGAUAAGAAUUAUGAUACCCCACCUCCCGGUAUCCGACACAUGUUGGAAGAAGACGACAUUUACCGAGUACUAAAUGGACCGGUAAGGGAAGUCCCCAUAACUAUAGAAAAGAUAGAUAGUGACAAUGAGGAAGAUAGCGAGCUGACGGACUACGCGAAUGCAUCAGCCUUUGAAAGGCCGGGGGAUUGUACAAAUGGUGAUCAAGAGUUCUUCACAUACAGCCUUCAGGAAGUGGUUAAGUGUUUAUACAAAUGUGGGUUGCCGAAAUUCGCCAGACUCUGUCACGAAAUGAACUUCGAUGGCAAGCAUUUUAAAGGAAUAACUGCAAGAAAUUUGAAAGAAGCGCCUUAUGAAUUGACCUGGUUGCACAUCUCACGAUUUUUGAAGAUCAUAAAAGGCUGGAGACCAUCAACUGUGGAGAAAGACGAAACAUACGAAGUUCCCCCAUCACCUGUCAAGAAGCAAUCGGGUUGUGGGGGUGACAGAAAUAUGAAUAAUCGUACUGAUAUAAGCCCGAAUGCCAAUGCACGUGUAAAGCUCGGCCAAGUAGACAGAGAGACAAAGUCAGCGUUUAUAGGCAAUCAUAGCUUGAAACCAAAAUUGGCUAGAGCUAGUGAAGUAAACUUUGAAAGGACAGAAUCCGCCGAAGAUGAGAAAAACAGUAACAAAGUCGGAAAUGAUUUUUUUCAGCUCAGCGUUCAAGAGGUGGUCACUUUUCUGAACAAUGCUGCAUUGACACGUUUAGCACACAUUUGCGAGGUACACCAGUUCGACGGGGCUUACUUCAGAGAGAUCACCGCCGAUAGACUCAAAAAGGAGCCAUUUCAGAUGAACUGGUUUCACAUUUCAAAGUUCUUUAAACUUAUCAAGAAGGGUUGAAUGUGGUUCAGAUACUGUAUUUUUGUCUCAAGCAAGCUUCAAAUGAACUGGUUUGCAAAACAAUUUAUGUUUUUUUAUUUAUUAUGUAUACCUAUAUAUGCGAUUUGUUUAUAUUCGUUUAAAAUUUUAGUACUUUUCUGUUGAUCUGAAUAAACAAUUAUGUAUAUAACCCCUUGUUCCUUUCUAAUCAUUCCGCUCCAUUAUCAUCAAAAACUGUGAUGAAAUAUGGUGGGGGUGUGUAAGCUUAUUUAUACUCGCACUCGGGCCUUGCCUAUUCGGCGAGUGCUCCGUUAAGAUUGGUAUUAGUCAUUUAAGUUUUUUCGAGCAUAGUGCACAGACAGAAUGUAACACUGGUUAGCGCUACCCUGGUUCUUUAACGUGCACCAGUGUAUAGCUUUGCCACACGGGACCCCCAUUUAACGACCAUCCCGGAGGACGAUUGGUAAUUGAAUAGUGGUGCGGCGUGGAAUCGAACCUGCGACCCCUGGAUUGACAGUCAAGUGUGUUACUACUAGACCACGGACCAUCGACAUAAAAUAUGGAGGAAGAUUGAUUGGUUUAGCCUCGCAUGGUUCAUUUUUAAAGACAUGUAGAUGCAAUAUAAUUAAUUUAUUUUUGUAUGAAAGGUCAUUUGCAAUAGUUUGCCAUCACUACAAAAACAUUGAACAAUUGAAAUUUUAGUUUAAAAAUGGAAAUAUUUGUUUAGAUCAAAUUCGAAAUAGACAGUCAAGUGAAUACUUCUCACCGUACACGUUUUGAAUGAAAAUCUAAAAAAUUGGGUAAUAAGGUAUACAUAACUGGGGUGUGGGUGGUGUUCUGUUGUUGUUGUUGUUGUUUUUUCAUUAUUUUAAGCCGGGAUUUUGUACCUUUAUCAGGUUGUAUUAUUAUUUUAAGAAAUUUGUUAUAUAAAAUGGUCAAAUUUAACAUGUUCACUCAAUUAAAUGCACAUUUUUUAGAAAAUACCGGAAAAAACACUACGGCAAAACAAGUGUAUGGUCGGGCAGGAAAAAUAGGGUCGGUCGGGUGAGUUGAAACAAACAAUAACACUUCAACAACGACGGCCCUAGGACGACAAACCAUGUGGAGGAGUGGCACCAUAAAAUUAACAAUCAACUGAAACACUGCCAUCCCAACAUCUACACCCUCCUAGACAUCAUCAAGAAGGAACAGGCAGCAAAUGAGGCCAAAAUAUUCCAGCAUGCUAACGGUGGUAAACAGCGCCCACGAAAGCGAGUAUACCGCCAACUUGAAGAAAGGCUCGCCCGCCUUAAGGACCAACUGAGUAUGGGUGAGAUGGACACUAUGUCCUAUGUUGAUGCUGUCUCACACUUAGUUAAAUUACAUUGAAUGUGCUUUAUGUAUAAAACUAUAUAAAUAUUAGUAAUAAUACCUUGGACAAUAUGUUCCUUACUGACAUGUACAUAUGUAUAUACUGUUGUUUAAGUAUUGUGAUGUUUUUCAGAAUGUUUAAAAU